This is a messenger RNA of Alternaria arborescens, 2406 nucleotides long. RefSeq lists its product as hypothetical. The transcript has 2 exons. NCBI's taxonomy places the organism in Eukaryota, Fungi, Ascomycota, Dothideomycetes, Pleosporales, Pleosporaceae. Bases 1 to 2406 code for a protein of 801 amino acids. The record is from RefSeq and is a predicted model, not a curated record.
AUGGUUGAGAAGAAGCCGAGCAGCAAUGCUGGGUCGAACAAAAGUGGAAAAACUGGUAAGGCAGGAGCUGAGCACGAGCGUAUCUCUCAACUUGUCCUGUUGACCAGAAAGCGGCGCGAUACAUGGGAUGUACUGAGAAAGCAAUUGGAGUCAUACCAAGCUGCACAAAAGAAAGAAACCAACAUCGAGCAAGACCACUAUAACUACUACACUUUGGAGGCAGAUCAUGCCGCAAAGGUUCAAGCGUAUAAGGAUGCGCUCAGUCAGGACAAGGGUGGGAAGAAAGAACUAACGAAAUCAGCCAAGAAAGCAAGGAAUUUAGCACAGAAGGCUUAUAAGAAGGCUGGAAGAAACAACAGAUUUAAUAAGGUGAAACGUCGUGCAGAGCAUGAUUCGAUGGUGACAGCUCAAGCAGAGCUCGAAGAUUGGCUCUACUAUCAGGACAUCUCCAAGCGGAGGAGAAGGCUACGGCUACUAGAUCCUGAGCAAAGGAAGGCGGUUGAAAAGGAGCGAUUUGACAGGCGUAUUGGAUAUAAGCUUGAAACAUCAGGCAACGACAAAGGCCACUUUGACUGGGUACAUUCCUUGCUUGAGAUGUACGACUUGAGAGACAUAGGUGGCAAAGACUACAAGCAAGGUCGACAUGACCAUCUUGGAAAUCACGUUGAGGGGAGGCAAGAAGAAGCUACCUUGCCUCUCGUGGGACCGGGUGAGCUUCACCUGUGGACACCGAAUCACAGGCGUCAGCUUGUUGGCCUGCGUCCUUCAAGACUGAGCGACGACGACGACGAAGAUGCCUGGCAGCAUUUUGAACCGCAUCGCUUCAAGCUGGACAAUGCCGCAAUCGAGGAAAAACGAGCAGCGAUCGAGAAACAGUCCGAUACCGAAACGCAGGAGUUGGAGUUCAAUACGCAUGAAGCAAGGCGUUGCCAUGAGGUCGCAAGAUACAAAGACAACAGACCUGACACAUCAGGUGAACGAAUGAUAAAUACCUCAAACGGAGUUGUAGUCGAGAACAGGUGGGGACAGAUACGAACAGAGCAGGGUCUGUUCAUCUCUGCCAAAGAGAGCUCCUGGGAUUGGCGUAGCUCAUACGACUGCCUCGGGCCAGUGAUGUCGGGCUGGUUCGCUGAAACCAGCGCGAUCAGGGACGAGGCCCCAGAAGAAUUGAUUGACCCGGAUGACAAUCUCGAGUAUACGGAUGGUGAUAAUGGUGGUGGAAUUAGCGCACCGCAGGUCCCUGCAAAACGGGCCGAAGAAAUACUUGUGAAGGCACGUAAUGAGAGAGCAAAAAAGCGUGGGGACGUCCGAGAGCCAGUGGCAGAAUCGAUCACGGGUGAAGAGCCCGCGAAUGACAAAGCCGGCUCUACAGAUCCAGGAGACAAGAGUCGAAAUAUUCAGGCGAAGGUUGAUAGCCGUUACCCUCCCGGAGAGUUCUGUAGAGGGAAGAAACCUUACAGGCCUGUCCUACAUGAAGAGAUUCCAUCUGCAUCCUUACCUAAGGGCUUUGCUGAGACAGAGAAUCAACCUAUUGCUUUGGAGCCAAGAUCUCGUAGGGAGUGUCCCUCCAACCCAAAGGGAUGCCGAGCAUUCUGGACUCAUUCUUCGAAUGAGUGUUGGAUUCCAUAUCCUGAGCAUCCGAAACGCUCACAAGACCCUAUCGAGUGGCCAAUACAGGAGAUAGACGCUCCCAAAGGUAUAGAUGAAGGCGGUCCGGAUGGCUAUGUGCCGGCGAUCGGGAUGUCUGUGUACAACUCCAGGCUAUAUGACCACUAUGGACUAUUAUAUCCGAACACAUCGCUAAGUAAAUUCUGGCAGCGGCUGCAAUGGCCCAGAAUCGGUGUUCGAGUGCCCUAUGAGCCGAUGACGAUCGAGGAUCUUCGUUUACGAGGGGACAAUCAAGACGAAACGAAUAUCGACCUGACAGCCGGCCUUACGAGAAAAGCUCAGCCAGGAAAGGGUGCGAGAGACGACCACAUGGGUACCGAAGGUUACAAUGAGCUCAGCGACGCGCCAUCUUCAUUCGUGGUCGCAGGAAACAAACGAAGAAAGCUGGGGACGAUCCUAGCGAAGGAUGUUAAUCGAAGAGCCCUCUACGAAGUUCGAUCAAUGGCGGUACCGAUCAUCAACACACCACAAGAACCUUGGGCUCCACUAAACGAUUCUAGCGGAGACGAUUCUGGCGAGGAUGAUGGCGAAUCCGACAAUGAGGGAGAUCUCUUCUUCAGAUCAUACGAGGACGAGUGCUUCCCAAAGGGUCGCAACGUACCUAGCGUCCCAAUAGUAACGAACGAAGGGAGUGAAGAUCCAGAAGCAUCUCUAGAGGAUGCAGCCCCAGCAGGUGAUGCACCAGCUGUUGUGGUAUCUGGAGAGGACAACGAAGCAGGUCAUGCACAAGAUUUGUAA